Molecule: messenger RNA, 9270 nt
Organism: Alligator mississippiensis (American alligator)
Lineage: Eukaryota; Metazoa; Chordata; Crocodylia; Alligatoridae
Gene: ARHGEF12
Product: Rho guanine nucleotide exchange factor 12
Exons: 41
Coding region: 315-4952 (1545 amino acids)
Biological process (GO): Rho protein signal transduction; G protein-coupled receptor signaling pathway
Cellular component (GO): cytoplasm
Molecular function (GO): G protein-coupled receptor binding; GTPase activator activity; guanyl-nucleotide exchange factor activity
Source: RefSeq, a predicted model, not a curated record
CUCGCCGCCCGCCCCGCGCCCGCCCAACCCCCGCAGCGGAACCGGCGGCGCCGACCCGACCCGACCGGCCCGGCCCCCGCCCCCGCCCCGCCACAUCCGCCGGGCCGGGCCGGGCCCUAGCGCAGCGGCAGGCAGGCGCGGGAGCCUCGGCCGCGCCCGGGACAUGGGCCCCGCAUCGCCCCGCGCCCGGCGCCGCCGCCCCCGCACCGACACCGGCACCGCCACCGGCACCCGCACCCCCCGCUAGCAGCGCCGCCGCCGCCGCCCCCGCACGGAGCGCCGCCGCCGCCGCCGCCCGCCCGGCCGCAGCCCCAAUGAGCGGCUCCCAGCCCGCCGCCACCGACAGGUUUCCCCUCAAAAAACCUACAAGGCAUGGCAGCAUUCUGAGCAGAGAGUCUCCAGCCGACAAGAAGCAGAAGGUUGAACGCUGCAUCAGUGCGCACGACUUUGAUCCUACAGAUAGCUCCUCCAAGAAGACAAAGUCUAGCUCGGAGGAGAGUAGAUCCGAGACGUAUGGUCUUGUUCAGCGCUGCGUUGUUAUUCAGCGGGAUGAAAAUGGAUUUGGGCUGACAGUCAGCGGAGACAAUCCAGUCUUCGUGCAGUCAGUCAAAGAAGAUGGAGCAGCCAUGCGGGCUGGAGUUCAGACGGGUGAUCGAAUUAUCAAGGUGAAUGGGACUCUUGUAACGCACUCAAAUCAUUUGGAAGUGGUCAAGCUGAUCAAGUCGGGUUCCUAUGUAGCUCUCACUGUGCAGGGGCGCCCACCAGGGUCGCCCCAGAUUCCGUUAGCUGAUUCCGAAGUGGAUCCGGCAGCAUUCGGGCAUAUGUCACCCAUCAUGACCUCUCCUCAUUCGCCUGGCACGUUUGGAAACGCAGAAAGGAUUACCAGCCCGGUAUUAAUGGGGGAGGAGAACAAUAUUGUUCACAACCAGAAAGUGGAGAUUCUGAGAAAGAUGUUGCAAAAGGAACAAGAGCAGCUGCAGUCCUUGCAGGAAGAUUACAGCCGAACACCCACCCCACGACUGCUCAAGGAGAUUCAGGAAGCCAAGAAACACAUCCCUCAGCUGCAGGAGCAACUGUCCAAAGCCACAGGCUCUCCUCAGGAUGGAGUUUUGUCCUCCCGAUUAGUGGCUGAGUCUCUGCAGAUCAGUGAAGUUGAGACGGAGAGUGGGGAAGGGCUGAGCAAAAUUGAGUCAAGUGGCGAUGGCUCCCGGCCAAACAGUGACAUUGCUGAUAGUCCUCGGAGUGGCCUGAAGGAGCGAGUUUACCUGGAUGAGAGCCCAGAGAAGAGCGAAAUUCAGGAUACUGAUUCACAGUCCAGUGUUGGGAGCCCCUCCUCCCGCGUGGCACCUCAGAUCAUCGGAGCAGAGGAUGACGACUUUGACACUGAACACGAGCAGAUUAAUGGGCAGUGCAGCUGUUUCCAAAACAUGGAGCUGUUGAAGUCUCGCCCGGCUCAUCUAGCUGUGUUCCUGCAUCACGUGGUGUCCCAGUUUGACCCUGCAGCCUUGCUCUGCUAUCUCUAUGCGGACUUGUACAAACAGACCAACUCCAAAGAGACUCGUCGUGUCUUCCUUGAGUUUAACCAGUUCUUCCUGGACCGAGCUGCGAACCUGAAGGUCCCAGUUCCAGAUGAAGUUUCUGUAGAUCUAGAAAAGAGGCGGCCAGAACUCAUUCCAGAAGAGCUGCACCGCCAUUACAUCCUAACUAUGCAAGAUAAAGUCCUUCCAGAGGUCCAGAGGAAUUUGGAAGACUUCAGACAGAAACGUAGCAUGGGCCUGACCUUGGCAGAGGGUGAACUGACUAAGCUGGAUGCGGAACGAGUCCGUGACCGGAGCGUGCUGGAGAAGGAGAGAGCAUGUGCAGAGCAGAUAAUUGCCAAAAUUGAAGAAGUUCUGGUGUCAUCUCAACCUUUGGAAGAGGAUAAGAGUUCCACCAUGCAGUACGUGAUUCUCACCUACAUGAAAUACUUGGGGGUGAGAGUCAAAGAGCCCCGGAGUCUGGAGCAGAAGCGUGGACGUAUUGGUUUUCUGCCAAAGAUUAAGCAAAGUAUAAAGAAAGAGAAAGAAGGGGAGGAAAAGGUGAAGAGGAGAGGUUUCCCUAGCAUCCUGGGGCCACCGAGAAGACCGAGUCGCCAUGACAGUAGUGCAAUUGGCAGAGCCAUGGAAAUGCAGAAGCAGCGCCAUCCAAAGUACUUAUCCACAACCUCUUCUGUUAGCCCAGAGCCACCAGACUCUGGCAAAACACGCCAGAGCGGAUCUUCCAGCGAGGGCACAGAUGUAGCAUACCCAACUGCUAAUCCUAUGUCUCCCCUGACUUCGGGACCUUUUACCUCCCUGGAGGCAAGCAAAGAUAGUGAGACAGGUCCCAAGCAGACUGGAGAAGUUCCACCGUCUAGUGACUCUGUGGAUGGCACCCCCCGCACACCUAAUGCCACCUUUGACUUCCCUUCCCCACCCCUGGACCACUUGCAGGAAGAGGAGGGAGAACUUGAGAGAACAGCUGAGUUGGGAACACCAAAACCUUUCCGCAAGAUGGAGAGCAUGGGCUAUGGAGAUGUCCAAAGUGAGGAUGAACUGUAUGAUUUUGAUACAGACACCGAUCCUCCCAACUGGCAGCAGCUUGUGAGUCGAGAGCUGCUGCUGGGGCUGAAACCCUAUGAAAUCAAACGCCAAGAAGUGAUUAACGAGCUGUUUUACACAGAGCGAGCUCAUGUCCGCACGCUGAAGGUUCUGCAUCAGGUCUUCUACCAGCGCGUCUCCCGUGAAGGGAUCCUCACUCCCUCAGAUCUGCGGAAGAUCUUUUCCAACCUGGAGGACAUCCUUCUGCUCCACACCGGCUUGAAUGACCAGAUGAAAAGUGUCCGAAAAAGGAAUGAGACAUCAGUUAUUGAUCAGAUUGGAGAGGACUUACUAACUUGGUUCAGUGGACCAGGAGAGGAGAACCUGAAACAUGCAGCAGCCACCUUCUGUAGUAACCAGCCCUUUGCUUUAGAGGUGAUCAAAUCACGGCAGAAGAAGGACUCGCGCUUCCAGACCUUUGUGCAGGAUGCCGAGAGUAAUCCGCUGUGUCGCCGGUUGCAAUUGAAGGAUAUCAUUCCCACUGAGAUGCAGAGACUGACUAAAUACCCCCUUCUGUUGGAUAGUAUUGCUAAGUAUUCAGAACUGCCUGAGGAGAAGGAGAAAGUGAAGAAAGCAGCGGAUCACUGCCGUCAAAUCCUUAACUAUGUGAACCAAGCUGUCAAAGAGUCGGAGAACAAGCAGCAUUUAGAAGAUUAUCAGCGUCGUCUCGACCUAUCUUAUCUGAAGCAGGCGGAAGACCCUAUGCUGGAUGAGUUCCGGAAUUUGGAUUUAACCAAGCGGAAGAUGAUUCACGAGGGACCUCUGACUUGGAAGGUGAAUCGGGACAAGACUAUAGAUCUCUACACUUUGCUCUUGGAGGAUAUUCUGGUGCUCUUGCAAAAGCAAGAUGACAAACUGGUGCUGCGGUGUCACAGUAAGAUCCUGGCAUCUACUGCUGACAGCAAGCACAUAUUCAGCCCUGUGAUCAAGCUGAACACUGUGCUAGUUCGCCAGGUGGCAACAGAUAACAAAGCUUUCUUUGUCAUCUCCAUGUCAGAAAAUGGCGCCCAUAUUUAUGAACUAGUGGCACAGACCGUUUCGGAAAAAAACGCAUGGCAGGACCUGAUAGCUCAGAUGGCAGGGACAGUGAAAGCCGAGGCUUCCACCAGAAGGGUGAUACCAUUACCGCAGCCAGGGCCUGGCGAAGAAGAGCGUGAGGAAGAGGAGCAGAAGUUGAAAGACGAGCAGCCUGAUAUUCCAGCCAGCAGCAUGCAGAGUCCAGAUAAAGAGUUGGGCCUUGAGCCUUCCCUCAUACUGAAGACCCAGUCUCCUUCAGCUGUCAUGUCGGAGAAGUCUGAAGUAGAAGAUCUCCUUGUGACAGAGAGGCAGUUUGACAAAGAGCAGCAGGAAGACGAGCUUGUGCUCAAAGACUCCUCCGCAUGCUACGAACAAGCGACCACAGACGUGCCUUUCCGAGUCUCAGAAGAGCGGUGGGCACUGGAUGCGUUAAGGAGCUUGGGCUUGUUGAAACAGUUGUUGGUGCAGCAGCUUGGCUUGUCGGAGAAGAGGACCCUUGAAGACUGGCAGCAUUUUCCCAGGUUUAGGACAGCUUCCCAAGGUGCUUGGGCAGAAAGUGGAAACCAGGGUGGACUGCAGCACUCUGAUAAUAACAAGAUGCACCAGCCCGGAGUGGACCGGAUGCCUGUCAGACCUGGAACUAGUGAACCCGCAGCUUGUUACGGUAUCCGGACUUCAGCUGAAUUCCCAGCUUCACAGGAUGCCGUGCAGCUGGUAUCUAGAGACGCCAGGUCAGGUAAUAAUGUAGUAAUGGACCUUGUAAGCAUGAACGUGGAGACCCCGCUCACGGAGCUGGAAGGAGUGGGUCCUGAUGACAAUGGAGAGCACUUCUUUGAUGCCCGCGAGGCCCACAGCGACGACAACCCAUCCGAAGGAGAAGUGACGGAAAGGAAGGAGGAUGAGGAGGUGCAGUUACGGAUCUCAGGAAAUUAUUUGAUCCUUGACGGAUACGGAACGGUGCAGGAAAGCUCCACGGACGACGAGGUGUCUUCGCUAGUCCUACAGUGCACUGCAGGCAGCACCUCUCUGGACACGGCGCAGCAGCAACACGUUUCCCCCAGGGAGGCCCAGGCAGACGGGGGGAGCUCCCUGUUUGCUGAGUUCAUGGCCUCCCGCUGGGCGGCUGUGGAGGAGUCCAGCUCCGGAGCACCAAGCCCCCCCUUCUCCGUAGAGUCACGUAUCCAGAUGAUGCAGUACAUUCACAAGAUCGAGGCUGACCUUGAACACUUAAAGGAGAUCGAGGAAAAUUAUGCCACUCUCCUUCGCCAAAGGCUGGCUGGAUCAGCCCCCACAGAUGAGCACUCAGACAAAAGUUAGUCACGUUUUUAGAAGUGGCUGAAGGUUGGAUGAAGAGUAUCGGCGCCUGCUGGCUUCCGUGUGGACUCUGAGGCUACAGGGCUUCUUUCUGUGGACCAUCCAAGUGUUAACCAUACUCCAGCAAAGCAGGGAAUGGGGUGCUUUCCUUCAGGGGCAACUGCACUAGCCUGGCUGGCAGGGAGUCUCUUCCAUUCUCUCCUCUUCCUCUCCUUGCUUCUAAAAAAUUGUUUUUGAUUCUGAACAAACAGACAAAAAAAAAAAACAAAACCAAACCAAAUGUACAGAGCUUUGGGUGUAGGAUAUAAAAUGUAUUUAGACAUUAAAAAAAAAAAUCAUUGUAUUUAUUUGACUUCAUUCCGUGUAUCAAAAGCACAUUUUAACAUUUUUUUUUUUUCUAUUUGCUUUUUGUUUGAAUUGGGUAGUGACAAGUCUAGGCCUCUGCAUAGAGUACCCCUCUUCCCCCCGCCCCCGGGUCUUGCUGUUCCUGGAAGCAAGUGCAGUUGGAAGGAGAACACGUGUGCACACGUGUGUCUUGAUUUCACUGGGCUGGGCUCCACAGUCCCUCCUGGCAACAAAACUGCCAUGCAAAGAGCUAUUUCGGAAGGGGUUAGAAUGAUUUAUGGCUGAAAUGAACUGUAUUGAAGAGCAUGGGAGCUGUCUCCCUGCUGGGCGAGUGCCUGUUCUAGAUAGCUCCUGUCACUGUGUGUAAUGAGCAUUCUCCAUGCACUAAAUAGCCAGGCACUUGAAAUUUGGCAAACACUAUUCCCCCUCUCCACCCCCCACCUUGGUGCUCUCGUUCAUUGACUUGUGGGGCCUCACUGGGAGAGGAGAAAGCUGGGGUUUUUUUGUUUUGUUUUCUUCCUUGACUUCAUGUUGGCCUUGAUCACAAUCUCCUUUAAAAGCGAUAAACAAUGCCUGGAGCUGGAGCACUUGUGUAACUUCUCCUUAUCGGACAGAAAUAAAUGGAAACCCAGGAAUGUUUCUGAGGUGUUGGGCAGGUGGGUGUCUGUCGUUGAAUCACUACUGAAUGAACCCUGGCUGCCAAUGGAGUUAGCCACAGGUACUGCUGAUUAUGGGGCCAGUACAUUUUAGUACCUGAAGGUAUAUCUUGCUGAGGGUUUUUUUUUUUUGCACUGAUUGUGCCAAAGUGCUCUCCCCAAACCAGAGAGAUGCACAGCAGACAAGGCAGAACAGCUGGAGCCAGAGCCAGCUCUCUAGCACUUCUUUAGGCCAGUUUGAAUAGUUUGCUGUUGGAAUUUACCCUAGACUAGGAACAAGAUGGGAAAUUUCUGUCUGACAGCAGAGCUAACACUGGACACUCCAGACUGGUUAUUGAUAGCACCUGCUCAGAAACUUGCUAGCAGGAUGGGCAUGGGAUAGGCAAUUCCAGGCUGUCUCUAGCCUCACAAUCUCCCUUGAGUCAGAUUGGUAGCUUCAAGUACAUAGGACACGUUCCUUCUGCACCAGAUACAAAAGUUUUAAACUGAACAAUGUGCCAAACCUGUAAAUCCUAUUAGCAUGUUCAAGCUAUUACAAGGAUGUUUGCAUUACUGCAUGGACCAUGAAGUGCUGAGAAUCUCUUUGAUCAGCAUAAAGGUCAUGUUCUUUGCUUCAUUAACACGCAAGCAGAUUUCCCAUGUAGCAAAUGGCAGAGAUUCAAAAUUGCUUCUUCCACUCAUGCAAAACAAAAACCAGCCUUGAUAUUUCCCUUUAAAAUAGCAGGAAAGGGAGGAGAGGGAAGAGCUUAUAAAAGUAGAUAUCAGUUGCCUAGAAAGGUUUUUGGACUUUGAAAGUUGGAGCCAUAAUAGAGCAGGGAAGAUCUUUCUCGCAGAGAAGCCAAGUGCAUUGAGCAUCAUUCUCCUCCGGCAGGAGCUACGUGCUGCCAACGUGUUACCUCCUAUUCAAGCAGGAGCUCUCUCUUGCUGAGGCCAUGCUAAGGGCCACUGUACAAAGGUAGUAGCAAUAUAGGCCUUCCAGUGUUAUAUAGGUGACAGCUCCACACACCACUUCAGCCACCACGUGCCAUGAGUUUAAACUUCUGAAAAGCCCAGAUAGUUAACGAGAGCCCCAUGUGGAAUCUCCCUUCUCCCUAAUCCUGAUCCAGUGAUACCUGAUCCCUGGCCAAACUUGGCUCUUAAUGCCCUUUUUCUGGUGGUGGUUUUUUCUCCCAUCACUUUUGUUGGUCAGAAUGAUGCCUGUGUCCUGGAUGGACAGAUGGGAGAUAGGUUUGUUUUGUUUUGUUACCCUUUUGCAUUGCAUGCUAUGGCUCCAGCUGCCAGUAACUCUGCUUUCCAGAGUUGUCAAAUGAUGCUUGAUCUUUCUCAGCCUUGUGCUAUAUUUAAUAUACAGAGGUCAGGCUGUUUCCAAGUAUGGGCCCAGCGGUGAUGGGCUCUGUUUGGGCAUCCUGGCCAGGCACUUUGCUGUUGUAAUUCACACCAGAGCCUCUCCUGAUCUCUGCCCUCCUGCUAGGGGCAUAGGAAUCCUGAUGCUGCCUAAGCAGCAGCGAGUUGGCCUCAUGAUGGAGGGGCACACUGCACUCAUUAACUCCUCAUCUGACUCCCCUGUGCUGGGGAAAGCUCCCAUAACUGCACUGGUGUUGGGGCAGCACUAUGACAAUGAUUGCUAUGGACAAGCUAGCAUGGCCAUGAUGUGGGCAUUUCCGUUCCGGUGUUGUCUAGAUUUGCACUUGUGCUCCCACCACUAGAGCUGCAUGGGUGAGGGAGUGACCUAGCCUACACUCCAGCCUCUAGCAUCUCUCCGCAUGCAUAAAGGGUGCAUUGACUGUUUGUUCCUCUGCUAGUCUGGUGAUGGUGGCACAUGAGGCUUCAGGAUGAUGGAGGGUGCUAGAUAGGAUUAGACUGAAGGAAGUCAAAGGACCUUUUUGGAGCUGAGAAAGAAGGGCAAUCCACUUGGACCCAGUUUCAUGGAAGCGAAAUGACCUGCUGUGCUCUGCUCUGCUUGCUUUUCCGACUGGCCUUGUCAUGCUAUGUUGAUCAGUCUCAUGUUAAGGGCAUUACUGUUACCUAGUAUGAUUCUCUAGCUUUAUUUUCCUGAGCAGAGUUCCCUGAAAUCACAGGAGGAGCCCGUUUCACUCCCUGGCAUGUUUACUGUACGGCAGACCUCAGGCAUGGCUCUGUGGGGAGGGGGCUGGAGCUCAAAUGCACUUUGCAGGUUUCCUGCUUUUUUAUUUCCCUUCUAGCCAUGGGUUUUCUUUCUGUAAAUUCCAGUUUCCAGCUUGGCAUGAGGUGACAUUUUAACCUGUCCCUGGCUGCUGGUUGUACAUUCCCUCAUUCAAACUGGACAGUAGAGCAGGGCACUGUGCUCCCUGAUUUUGUGCAUCUCUGUGCGUGUUUCCCCCACCCGCUUCUUCCGUGUGCUUUUCUUCUGUAGAAGAGGACCCAGGGUUUCUCCUCUUGGGAAGUGAGGAAAGGUUACUACAAAGUCCCCUCUUGAGAAAUGCACUCAUCUGGUGUCCUGGCAUCCAGUUCACAGGACCAGAAGGAAAGGAAUCUCUCUCUCUGCAAUAAAGGGGUAGGAUAAUGAUUGGCAACGCAGCUUGAGCGGAGCUGACCUGCUUGCUUGCAAGGAGGGUAAAUUGUCUUGUGAUUCCACCAGUCGGGGUGGGGAUGAGGGAUGAAAAUCCAAGGGGCUUGAAUGGAAAGUCUAGACACCUGGUCAGCUUUCAUGCCACACUGCCUAUCUCCAGUCUUUCCAUACAACAUGGUUACUCUGGCUCUUAUUGAAGCUGUUCCCAUUUUGGCUAGAAGAGGUGUCUGUUACCUGCGCAGAUAACCCCUGAGUAGAUGCUUGAUGGCAUUUGAUAUUGAGAACUCCCCAGAGAAAUCCCUUUUUGCCCCCUAGCUGCCAACUGAGAAGCAGAUGUACUGCGAAAGGGAUACUGCAGCCAACACACUGCUGUUUUUAUUUUGAAUUAUGUCUUUUUGGAAUGCUCUUCCUACUAGAAUAUUUUUAUUUUCUUUGUACACCAUACAAUCAUGUACUCUUAACAGAGAUUUUACUUUAAAGAGAAGAAAAAGAAAUCUGGAAGUAUUCUUUAAAAAGAAAAAUACAAAAAAAAAAAAACUUUAUUAAUAAUCCUGUAUUUUUACUGAUCAUGUUUGAAUGUCUAAAAAGACUUUAUUGUUCUAAUUAUCCAGAUGUAUGUUUGUAAAAUAGCUCUUUUAUGACUUAGCGGAUAAGGUUGUAUGUUUCUGGAAUUAAAUAUUGGUCACUUAAAAAAAUAUUUCUGUUUUCAGGAUCUGGGAACUAGAAAAUUUUAAGCGUUUCAAAUAUCAUUAAAUAAGCUUAAAGGAACCGA